Molecule: messenger RNA, 12076 nt
Organism: Psylliodes chrysocephalus
Lineage: Eukaryota; Metazoa; Arthropoda; Insecta; Coleoptera; Chrysomelidae
Source: the annotation of a GenBank genome assembly
AGAACCUGAAGUUAUACCAUUCCAUGUUCCGCAUAAAAAAUUACUUGAAAAAAUUGAAUCCAAGAGAGUUGAACCCGAACCUUUGACUGGUUUUCAAGAAGUUCAAAAUGAACUGAUAAGGAACAAAAGGCGACAUAUUCAUCUGGAUUAUAUGGAUCAAUUUGAAGCACGGGAUAAACCAAAAGAAAAGGCAGUUACUAAAGCUGCUAUCAAAUUUGAUGAAGUUGAAACUCCGCAGGUCAAAAAGAAAAAAGCCGAGCUAGUUAAUGUUGUUGACCAAAACGAAUGGAUAAACAAAAUGAGGCAGUCCAAAGAUGGUUUGUUUGUAUAUAUGACAUAUGCUGUUCCAAAAUCGCAUGAGCUUUUUAAUCCCUACGCCUUCAGUGUUGUACCGUACCAAUACGUCGAUAAAUCAAACUUUUUUACAAUGAGUGCCAAAGGAGUAAUGCAACACGUCGGUAACGAAGUAAUUUUCACAUCGUUGGACAAAUGGGAAAACGAAUAUAAAAUGUACUGUCGACUCAUGGAUAUAAAAACGUUUUUUUACUUUAGAAAGUGGAAGGGAUUUUAUGUGUGGGGUACCAGCAUUCUUCGGCAAAAGAUAAAAAACGCCACUAAACGUUUGGAAGAAAAUAUGUUGUUAAUGAAUCCGAUAAUGAGACAAGCUUUGUUGGAUAUUCAAGGAAUGUGUUACGUAAUGACGUUGAGAACUUUCAGCGACUGUACACUGGUUGAGGAUAAUUGGUUGUUUUAUUUUUUAGAAAGCCAGUUCGACAAGCUACAUUUACUGGUUACGAAAAUCGAAGAAUAUUUGAGUAUAGCUAAAGAUAUAGUCGGAAAUGCUUGUCAUGCAGCAUUGCUAGCAAAAGGUUUCAUAGUAGAUGAACGAAUUGUUGAAGAUCCCAAUGAUAGAGGCCGAAAAAGACAGCAUAAAGUUUCAUAUAUCGAGCAAGCGGCAAAAAAGAAGUUUUGUAAACGUCUAGCCUGUUUUAUAAUUUUGGUGGAUUAUUUGACGAUUACCAUGCUCCAUCAAUUGAUUACUGGAUCUAUAGAUUUGCUGUUAUAUUAUUUGCAAUGGCAUACGAGCUUUCUUCCUACGCAAGAGGAAUUAGAGGCCGAUGAACCGCUUAUUAUGGAAGUUCUACGAGAUGAAGGAGCACCACAGGUUCCAUAUUUUAUCAAGUAUAUUAGAGUCCAUCCAAAUAAAAUAUUACUAGAUCCAUCUCUAGAACUUACUUUGAAUUUGUUCGAGCAGAUUUUUGUUAUGUGGGAAGAUAAUGUUAAAUCUGUUACUACAUUUAUUGGAGACCCUUAUUAUGCUGCAUUUACAACGCCUGUUAUUAACGAAAAGGUUGAAGAACGGAUUUGCGGUUGGGGUCCAAGUUUGGAAUUUUAUUUAACCGGAGACACGCAUUUGGCUGGUCUAAAAACGAAAUUUAACAAUAUAUUUAAACAAAAUUACGACGCUGCCUUUACGUACCUCAAAAGAUUCGAUAAUAUCAGCAAGUUUUAUGCCGAAGAUGUUGUCAUUACGACAGAAGAUGUUCAUAAUGAGACAAGUUGUGAAAAAUUCAGAUACAUGUGCAGAAGGUAUCAUGAUGAAAUUGAUCUCAUUGAGAGUAUUUAUCCUUAUCAGUCAAUGGGAGUUAUACACAUUAAUUUGAAGAAUUUUGCAGAAGUCUGUCUACCAGAGGCUAAACGAUUGUUGGAAUUGCUUGAAAUAACGUUACCUUGGAUUGGAAAAACAAAAGUGGAAAAUCUAAUCAAAGAAGUCGAAGCUACCGAAGAAUUCUUACACCAGACGCCUUUCACUACAACAGAAUACGUUAAAUAUUUACAAUUUGAACAAAAAAGUGUUCAAAGACUAGACGUUAUGGAAGAUAUAUUAGAUUACUGCAAGGAUUUGUAUGAUAUUAUGGAAGAAUUCGAGAUUGCUGUACCUUUUGACGAAAUGCAGGCAUACCUUGGUCUGAGUGUGACCACUGGAAAUUUGAGGAACUUUGUUGACAAAAAAAUAGAAGAGGCGCCGAAAUUAAUUAAGUUGUUCAGCGAUCAGCUUAGUAAAGAUAUAAGUCUUCUAAUAUCUGAAGUUGGCAGUAUCAAAGAUGAGUGUAUGAACCCAUGGCUAUAUGACAUAAAUUCUAAUUUUGAAGAUGUAAUGACAUUUUUAUCGGACCUAUUUGCGCGAUUACAAGCUGCUCAACGUCGCGCUAUGGACUUUAAGGACUACCAAAGAGAAUUCAGAAUGGAAGUGACAAGAUUUGAUCUCAUGGAUGAAGUGAGUAACGACGUAAAACUUCGUAUACUUUUGUGGGAGAGUGUCGAUUCUUGGGCGAAAACGAUUGAUGAAUGGUACCACGCUCUAUUUGAAACUCUAAACGUUGAUGAUAUGAAUAUUUUUAUCGCUAAAAAUUUAAAGUAUGUCACUCAGUUGGAAAAGGGUUUACCUCCCAAUUUGAUCGUACCCAAGUUUAAAGAUGACGUGGAGCUCAUGAAGGAUAAGUUGCCCGUUGUAUGCAAUUUGAGUAAUCCUAAUUUGAAAGCUCGUCACUGGAUUCAAAUAGAAAGUUUGCUAAUUCACAAAUUCAAACCAGAUGAAAUUAUAACUCUGGAAAUAUUGGAACAACUAGGAGUCUUCAACUAUCCAAACGAAUUGAUGGAGAUAUCUUCGCAAGCCAGUAGUGAAGCAGGCUUGGAAGUGCUGUUAAAGAAGGUAGAAGAAUCUUGGAAAGGACUUGAAUUCCCUGUGAAUUCACACAAGGAGCAAAAGGAUGUAUUUGUCCUUGGACCACUCGAAGAAGUGCAAGUCGUGUUAGAUGAAAGUCAUAUCAAUAUGACGACUAUUGCAAGUUCUAGACAUGUAGGACCUAUUAAACCACGUGUCGAUGAAUGGGUCAGAAAUCUAGAUAAAUUCUCUAGAACUCUGGAUGAGUGGUGGAUGUGUCAACAGAGUUGGGUCUAUUUGGAAGUCAUUUUUUCUGCUCCAGAUAUUCAAAGACAAUUACCUAAUGAAGCUAAACUAUUUAUUAUUGUUGAUAAAUCAUGGAAAGAUAUCAUGAGAAGGACGCAAAAGAUGCCGCUAGCAAUGGAUUCAGGUCUCUUUCCAGGACUCCUAGAAGCGUUACAAAGAAACAACAUGCUUUUAGAACAAAUUAUGAAAUGUCUAGAAUCCUACUUAGAAAUCAAGCGUGUGGCUUUUCCCAGAUUCUAUUUCUUAUCCAACGAUGAACUUUUGGAUAUUCUAGCGCAGACUAGAAAUCCCCAUGCGGUGCAACCUCAUUUGAGAAAGUGCUUCGACGCCAUUUCCAAGUUGGAGUUCGGCGUUAAAAUGCCAGAGGAAGAAGAAACAAGUAAAAAGAAGCAUGCGCAACCGGUAGAACCUAUUUUGACCACUGAUAUUGUUGGAAUGAUCAGUCCAGAAGGAGAGAGAGUAGUCUUCGGAAAAGGCCUUAAAGCUCGUGGUAAUGUUGAAGACUGGUUAGGAAAAGUGGAAGAAAAUAUGCGCGUGUCCUUGAAGAGAUGCAUGAAGACAUCUCUGGCUCAUUAUCAGGAAGUUCCCAGACCGCAUUGGGUAACCUGCCACGCCAGCCAGAUUGUGCUUACAACGUCUCAGAUAAUGUGGGCCAAAGGCGCGCACGCCAUUUUUGAUGGGCCUGGUAGCAAUAAUGUAAAGAUUAAAAAAAUGGACGCAUAUGAGCAAAAAACUAUACAAGACCUUAAUGAGUUAGCAGCAUUGGUUAGGUUGGACAUACCUUUUGUUGUAAGAAAAGUAGUAAUAGCUCUGAUAACCAUUGAUGUACAUGCUCGAGAUACUAUUCAUGCAAUUGUGGCAACUAAAAUAAGUAACAGCCAAAGUUUCGAAUGGUUAAAGACACUGAGAUAUUACUGGGAUGAAACCGUCGAUGACUGCCUUGCUCGAAUGUCUAGUGCUUUGUAUUUAUAUGGAUAUGAAUAUUUAGGUGCUGCGGGAGUAUUAGUUAUUACUCCUUUGACAGAUAGAUGUUACCUAUGUUUAAUGGGAGCUCUGCAGUUGGAUCUUGGUGGAGCUCCUGCAGGUCCCGCUGGUACAGGAAAAACGGAAACCACCAAAGAUUUAUCCAAAGCUCUUGCCAUACAAUGCGUGGUGUUUAAUUGUUCUGAGGGAUUGGACUAUAAGAUGAUGGGAAGGUUCUUCUCCGGUCUAGCCCAGUCAGGCGCGUGGUGUUGUUUUGACGAAUUCAACAGAAUUGAUAUUGAAGUAUUGUCUGUAAUUGCUCAACAAUUGAUUACUAUUAAAAACGCUAAAGCAGCUAAACAGACACGAUUCAUGUUCGAAGGUCGAGAAAUUAAAUUGGUUUGGAACUGUGCUUCCUUUAUUACUAUGAAUCCAGGGUAUGCCGGCAGAACUGAAUUACCUGAUAAUUUGAAAGCCUUAUUUAGACCUAUAUCAAUGAUGGUACCUGAUUAUGGUUUGAUUGCAGAAGUAAUUCUGUAUUCCGAAGGAUUUGAAUCAUCGAAAACCUUGUCCCGAAAAAUGGUUAACAUGUAUAAACUGUGCAGUGAACAGUUAUCCCAACAAGAUCAUUACGAUUUUGGAAUGCGAGCUGUCAAAAGUGUGUUGGUAAUGGCCGGCGCUUUAAAACGUGCAAAUCCAGAUAGAAACGAAGACGUAGUACUGAUAUGUGCUUUGAGAGAUAGUAAUUUGCCCAAGUUUUUAUCUGAUGAUGCUGUUUUGUUCAAGGGUAUUUUGGGAGAUCUAUUUCCAGGCGUUGAAUUACCAGUACCAGAUUACGGUCUUUUCCAAGCUACAAUUAUUGAAUGUAUGGUCGAAGCUAACUUGCAACCAGAAUUCUGUAUGAUCAACAAAGUUAUCCAGCUAUACGAAACCAUGAUAGUGCGUUGGGGUGUAAUGUUGGUAGGACCCACUGGUGGAGGAAAGUCUGUUAUUCUUAGUACAUUAAACAAAACAUUGGUUAGAAUGCACGCUAUGGGAAUACCGGGAAAUAUGUUUCGUCCCGUACGAUCUUAUAUCAUGAAUCCCAAGGCCAUAUCCGCCGGCGAACUAUAUGGAGAAGUGAACCCUUUCACAUUUGAAUGGAAAGAUGGUCUUAUGGGUAUUAUGAUGAGGACAGCAGUCACCGUGACUCUAGAAGAACAUCAAUGGAUCGUCUGUGACGGACCAGUCGAUGCUGUUUGGAUUGAAAACUUAAAUACAGUGUUGGAUGAUAACAAGAUGUUGUGUUUGGCUAAUUCUGAAAGAAUCAAAUUGACUGAAUGGGUACACAUGGUGUUUGAAGUAGAAGAUUUGGCGCAAGCCUCACCAGCUACAGUAAGCAGAUGUGGCAUGGUAUAUGUUGACACGGAAGAAAUAAGAUGGUUUCCUUACGUGAAAUCGUGGAUGGCCAGCAUUCCCGAUACACUUAUAAAUCCGGAAAUGAAGGAAUUCAUUUUAGGACUAUUUAAUAAUUACGUCGAUAAAGGAUUAAAGUAUUUGAAACGACAUGGACAUGCUUCAAUACAUCAGGUUGAUAUAAGUAAAGUAAAGAUGGUUUGUUCGCUAAUAGAAAGCUUUAUAAGAAUGCCUGGCGCAAUGGAGAAAAUAGGAGAAAAAAGCAAAGUACGAAACUUUUUGUGCCAAACUUUCAUUUUAGCGUACGUUUGGGGUCUUGGAGGUAAUUUAACAGAUAUAAGUAGAGAAAAGUUUGAAGGAAAAUCAAGCGAUCAAUUUGGAGAGAAUCCGGAUUCUAAAAUACAAUCUGGAUUCGAUUUAUGGGAAUUGUACAUCGAUAUUGGAGUACAUAAGUUACAGCCGUGGCAAAAUAUAAUACCCCCUUUCACAUACGAUGUCGAAGUACCAUUUUUCGAAAUGCUGGUACCCACCAUGGAUACUAUACGAUUCGGAUACAUCAUGGAACGACUACUAUACAUCAAUCACCCAGUUUUGUUAACUGGAGAAACUGGUGUUGGUAAAUCUGUUGUGGCAAAAGAUUGCUUGCAAAAACUAUUAGCAUCCGAAAAUUUUACCACUGCUACCAUGAAUUUCUCUGCACAAACUAGCAGUUUAAGAACACAGGAAAUAAUGGAACUCAAGUUAGAGAAAAAGAAGAAAACCCUACUUGGAGCGCCCGUUGGGAAAAAGGUUGUUAUCUUCGUUGAUGAUGUUAAUAUGCCAAAAUUGGAUACAUAUGGUUCGCAGCCUCCUAUUGAACUGUUAAGGCAAUUCUUGGAUUAUGGAGGUUUAUACGACAGAGAAAAACUGUUCUGGAAACAAAUACAAGAUGUUAUUAUAGCAGUUGGUUGCGCUCCUCCUGGUGGUGGUAGAAACCCUUUAACUCCUAGAUUCGUUAGACAUUUCGGCAUGUUACUUAUUCCUCCUCCAAAUGAGAUGGCUCUUAAAGUUAUAUUUAAAUCAAUUUUAAAAGGAUUUUUAAACACAUUCAUAACCGAAAUAAAAGCAAUGGGAGAUGCUAUGAUCAAUGCCGCUGUAGAUAUCUAUCAGAAAAUAGAGAGCGACUUAUUGCCUACUCCUUCCAAAUCACAUUACGUAUUUAACCUUCGUGAUCUCUCCAAAUGCAUUCAAGGCAUUACGCAAGCUGAUGCUGGUACAAUGAGAACUGAAAGCCAGAUGCAAAGGUUAUUCUAUCACGAAUGUUUGAGAGUAUUCCACGAUCGACUAAUCAACACUGAAGACAAAUCGUAUUUCUAUUUAUUAAUGAGAGAGAUAUGCAUUAGAAAUUUCAAUAAUUCCGUAAUUGAAUUACCCGAUGGACCUUUAAUAAAUGAUCCUCCAAUUCUACUCUUCGGAGAUUUCAUUGCUUCGAGCGCUGAUGCCGAAAAGAAAUUUUACGAAGAAUGUCCAGAAAUUCCUAAAAUCAAACGCAUUUUACAGGACUAUUUGGACGAUUAUAACUUAUCGACUCCGAAAGAAAUGAAAUUAAUCUUCUUUAUGAUGGCAAUUGAACAUUGUUUCCGAAUAGCAAGAAUUUUAAGAGCAGAACGUGGUAAUGCUCUCUUGGUAGGUGUCGGUGGUAUGGGAAAGCAAAGUUUAACCAGACUGGCGUCUCAUGUAAGCGGCUACACAUGUUUCCAAAUUGAAUUGACAAGAAAUUACGAUCACCAAUCAUUUUUUGAUGAUUUACGAAAAAUGUGUUACCACGCUGGAGUCAACUUUCAAAAUACUGUGUUUCUAUUUACCGACACGCAAAUUGUACAAGAGGAAUUUCUAGAAGAUGUCAACAAUCUUUUGAAUUCAGGCGAAGUUCCAAAUUUAUAUGAAGCAGAAGAACAGCAAAGAGUAGUAAUAGGCUGUACUCAAUCAGCUAAAGAUGCUGGUAUCGAUGAAAGUAAUAGAGAUGCGGUAUACAGUCAUUUUAUUAGUAGAGUUCGAAGUAAACUGCAUUUGGUCCUAUGUAUGAGUCCUGUUGGUGACGCUUUUAGGCGGCGUUGUCGUAUGUUCCCGUCAUUGGUAAACUGUUGCACAAUUGAUUGGUUCGAAAAAUGGCCGAAAGAGGCCCUGCUUUCUGUGGCAGAAACGGAAUUGGAAAGUGUCGUAGGCGCAGAAAAUUCUACUAAAUUAGCAAAUAUUUGCGUCAUCAUUCAUGAGAGCGUUGAAUUAAUGACAGUUAGAUUUUACGUAGAAAUGAGAAGAUACUAUUAUACGACUCCGAGUAGUUACUUAGAGUUAAUAAAACUGUACAAAAUUUUGAUGGAUUUGAAGCAAGAGAAAAUUGGUAAAACUAGAGAUAGAAUUGCUAUGGGUCUUAACAAACUAUUAGAGACAAACGAUCUCAUAGAUGAAAUGAGGGAUACCUUGACCGCAUUGGGACCUGUAUUAGCACAAAAGUCAAUUGAUUGUGACGAAUUAAUGGUAACUUUAGAUAUUGAAAAAGAGGCAGCCAAUAAAGUUAGAGUAGUCGUUAAGUCUGACGAGGCAUUAGCUAGAGGGAUAGCUGAAGAAACUCAAGCUAUCGCUGAUGAUGCUCAAAGAGAUUUAGACUCGGCCUUACCUGCACUGCAAGCGGCCACCAAGGCUUUACAGUCUCUCAAUAAAAAAGAUAUAGAUGAAAUUAAAGUGUUUCAGAAACCACCGUUGAUGGUAACAGUUGUUUUGGAAGCAGUAUGUUUACUGCUCGGAAUAAAGCCAGACUGGGGGAACGCGAAAACCCUUCUCGGCGAUCAGAAUUUCUUAAAACGAUUACAAGAGUACGACAAAAACCGUGUGACCGAUUCUUUGCUGAGAAAAUUGAGGGUAUACGUCGACAAUCCAGAUUUUGUUCCCGAAAAAGUUGUCAAAGUUUCGAAAGCUUGUAAGAGUUUGUGUUUGUGGGUAAGAGCAAUCGACAAGUACGCAAAAACGUUCAAACUUGUAGAACCGAAAAGGAAAAAGUUGAAAGAAGCAGAGGUUGAACUGGCUAAUGUAAUGUUAGUGCUUAAAGAAAAACAAAAAAAAUUAAAUGAAGUCGAAUCAAUGAUAGCAUCACUGCAAUCACAGUUUAAUCAAACCAUUGCUGAAAAAGACGCGCUUAUCAAUAACAUGGAACUAACUGCAGCUAGACUAAAUAGAGCAGGUCGUCUUAAUAUAGCCUUAGCUGAUGAACAAAUAAGAUGGGAAGAGAGCGUUAAGAGGUUUGGCGUUCAAAUGAAUAACUGCCUUGGCGAUGUUGCAAUGGCUGCGGCGAAUGUAGCCUAUUUAGGAGCGUUUACAAGCAACUAUAGAAAUGAAUUGACAACUAUGUGGGAAACAAAAUGUAAAGAGUUCGACAUAGCCUGUUCAGAUGGUUUUAGUGUCAUAACCGUGUUGGCGGAUCCUUACGACAUUCGUAUGUGGAAUGCAUGUGGUUUACCAAGAGAUUCCGUUUCCACAGAAAAUGCCAUUCUUGUAACGAUGGCAAGCCGUUGGCCGUUGAUGAUAGAUCCGCAAGAACAAGCGAACAGGUGGAUACGAAGUAUGGAAGAGAAAAACGGAAUAAAAGUUAUUAAAUUGACAGAUUCCACAUUUAUGAGAACUUUGGAGUCUGCUGUUUCAAUGGGAUGGCCGGUACUAUUACAAGAAAUUGGUGAAACUUUAGAUCCUACUUUAGGGCCGAUAUUAUUGAAACAAACUUUCGUACAGGCUGGCCGAACUCUGAUUCGAUUAGGAGAAAACGAUGUUGAAUAUAACAGUAAUUUCAAAUUUUAUAUUACCACAAAAUUGGCAAAUCCCCAUUACUUGCCAGAAAUUUGUAUUCAAGUCACUAUUGUAAAUUUCACGGUUACCAUAUCUGGACUGGAGGAUCAAUUACUAGCUGAUGUGGUGCGACUUGAAAGACCAGAUCUUGAACAGCUCAGAUCAGAACUUAUCGUACGCAUAAAUUCCGAUAAAGCGCAGUUGAAGGGAAUUGAAGACAAAAUCUUAUAUCUCCUGUAUCAUUCCGAAGGUAACAUUUUGGAUGACGAGGAAUUAAUAGAAACUCUAAAUGACAGCAAAGAAACGUCUGCUAUAAUCGAAGCACGUUUAAUCGAAUCAGAAACGACAGAAGAAAAGAUAUCAAUUGCUAGAGAAAAGUAUAGACCAGUAGCAAUAAGAGGUUCAGUUUUGUAUUUUGUGGUAGCGCAAUUGGCUGAUAUAGACCCUAUGUAUCAAUUUUCAUUAAAGUAUUUUAAUCAGGUGUUCAAUACCGUUAUCGAAGUUAGUGAAAAAAAUGAAAACUUAGACAUACGUCUUGAAACUUUGUUUAAAGAGAUAACAAAGGCGGUUUAUAUUAGUGUGUCAAGAGGUCUCUUUGAAAGACAUAAACUUGUUUUUAGUUUUAUGCUGUGCGUUUCGAUUUUGCAACAGAACAAAACCAUAAGCGAAGGCCAGUGGAGUUUUUUACUUAGGGGUGCAGUAGGAACAAAAGUGGGUCUACCCAGAAAACCAGACAAUCCAGUAAUAACAGAAACAAUUUGGCAUUCAGCAAAUUUUUUGGCAUCCACUUAUUCCCGUUUCAAAAGUCUUCCCGAUGAUUUGGAAACCUUGAUCGCUCUUAAAUUAGGAGAUUUAGAUAUUAAUCUGCAGCUAAAUGAAACAUUCAACACGCCAUGCCCGACAAAUUGGAAUGACCGUCUGGAUGAUUUUGAUAAACUAAUGUUAGUAAGAACCUUACAAGAAGAAAAAUUAAUAUUUUGUAUUACAGAAUAUGUCAAAGUUAAAUUGGGAAAAAUAUUCAUAGAAAGUCCGAUGGUAUCAAUAAAAAUGCUGUAUCAAGAUACAUCAAACGCAAUUCCUUUAGUUUUUGUUCUGAGCACUGGUUCCGAUCCGAUGGGUGCAUUCCAGAGAUUUGCCAGUGAAAUGGACUUUCUAUCGAGAAUAAAAUCUAUUUCAUUGGGUCAGGGACAAGGCCCUGUAGCAGAAAAACUGAUACAAGAAGCGCUUGAAACUGGAGAUUGGAUAUUUUUACAGAAUUGCCAUCUGGCCACCUCUUGGAUGUUAUCAAUGGAAAAAAUAGUCUUGAAUAUUGCUAGAGAUUAUCACAAAAUAAAUCAAAGUUUUAGAUUAUAUAUGAGCUCUAUGCCUUCGAAAGCUUUUCCCGUAUCAGUUUUACAAAACUCUGUUAAAGUCACUAACGAACCUCCUAAAGGACUAAGGGCAAACGUCAAAAGAGCUUUUGGUGAAAUGGAGAGGAGUUUCUUUGAAGAACACCCUUUACAACAAAAAUGGAAAACAAUGAUUUUCGGUUUAUGUAUGUUCCACGCAGUAAUACAGGAAAGAAAAAAGUUUGGUCCGCUGGGAUGGAAUAUAGUAUAUGAAUUCACUGACAGCGAUAGAGAAUUUGCUUUUAAUUCGCUGAAAAUGUUUUGUGCAGAAGGAAAAAUUCCUUGGGAUGCAUUAGAAUAUCUUACAGGUGAAAUUACUUAUGGCGGCAGAGUAACAGAUUAUUGGGAUCUCAGAUGCCUAAAAACAAUUUUAAAGAUAUUUUUUUGUGAAAAAACUUUAAACGCAAACUAUACAUACUCCCCAUCAGGAAUUUAUUAUUGUCCAUCGUACGACACAAUUGAAGAAUACAAAGACUUUUUAGAUAAUCUACCAAUUAUUGAGGCGCCGGAAAUUUUUGGAAUGCACGAAAACGCAAAUAUUGCAUACCAGAUUAAAGAAACGCAAACUAUAAUACGAACAAUAAUGGAAAGCCAGCCGAGAGCUGGAGGUGGCGAAACAGGAAGAUCUGUAGAUGAAAUUGUCUUUGAACUAGCUGACGCUGUUAUAAACACUAUUGCGACAAAUUUAUCGUUAGAUAACUGUAACGUUUUCAUGUAUAAGAAAGACAAAAAAGGAAGACUUCCAUCAUUAACAACCGUAUUAACACAAGAAGUUGACAGAUACAACAAGCUACUGAAGUUGAUACACAAUUCAAUGAAUCAAUUAAAAAAGGCUUUAAAAGGUUUAGUCGUUAUGUCGGAUGCCUUAGAAGAAGUUUUCACGUCGUUUAUGAACAAUAUGGUACCUGGUAUGUGGAAUAAAAUUGCUUAUAACUCAUUAAAAAGUCUAGGAAGCUGGACAAGAGAUUUAAUACUAAGGCUGGAUUUUAUAUACAUAUGGGUUAGAUACGGAAAUCCAACAUCCUACUGGUUAUCGGGUUUCUACUUCCCGCAAGGAUUUCUCACGGGGGUUCUACAAACUCACGCAAGAAAGUAUAACUUACCGAUUGACGAACUAAAGUAUGAUUUUAAAAUAUACAAUUUCGUUAUCGAUCAAGAAUCAAUCAAGAGUGCACACGAGGAGGCCGAUAAAGAGGUUUAUGAAGCAUACAGAAUUUAUGAAGUUCCGAUAGAUGGAGUGAUCGUUCAUGGAUUGUUUAUUGAUGCAGGAAGAUGGGAUUUUGAUGUUAAACAACUUGUGGAUGCAAAACCAGGUGAAGUAAAUCCCCCUAUGCCUUCUUUGUGGUUAAGACCGACAACAACUCUUCCAGAAAAUGAUCACAGAUACGUUUCCCCAUUGUACAAAACUUCAAUUCGCGCUGGAAUACUGUCAACCACGGGACACAGUACAAAUUUUGUGAUAGCAGUAUUUGUACCAAGUAAACAACCGCCGAGUUUCUGGAUAUUAAAAGGCACAGCUAUGCUGACGCAAAUUUCUGACUAG